Molecule: messenger RNA, 837 nt
Organism: Aspergillus oryzae RIB40
Lineage: Eukaryota; Fungi; Ascomycota; Eurotiomycetes; Eurotiales; Aspergillaceae
Exons: 1
Coding region: 1-837 (278 amino acids)
Biological process (GO): guanosine tetraphosphate metabolic process
Source: RefSeq, a predicted model, not a curated record
AUGGCCUCAGUUGUUACUGACUUCGUGCAAGAGUACAAAAGUAAAAGAUGGAUCUACGCGCGAAACGCAGCAACGACCGGCAGAAUAUGCGCCGAAAUGCUUCAGGCUGAGUUUCUUCCAGGGGUUGUCACCCACCGGACAAAAGACCCAUCCAGCCUUGAACGCAAGCUUCGUCAACGGGAGCGCUUGCGUAAGCGACUGUACCCAUCGAAAGAAGACGUCCAGGACGAGAUCUCAGACCUCGCAGGAGUUCGCAUCGCUCUAUGUUUCCCUCGAGAUAGAGAGCGCGUGCAGGAUGCACUAAGUCAACGAUUCGAUAUCGAAUUGAAGAAAAGCUAUGGAGAAGUAAACACCAACAGUAUUGCUCGGGAUACUUCUAGCAACAUUCAUCAGCGUCCAGGCUAUUGCGCCACCCAUUGUUGGGUGUAUUUGAGAGAAAGCGAGCCACAGGCGCGAGACGGAUCAAGAAGGCGGAGAGUAGAAAUACAGAUCGUUUCUAUGUUGCGGCAUGCCUGGGCUCAAUUUGAACAUGACGCUGUGUAUAAGGCACAAUCGAAAAUGAAUCUCGAGGAUCGCCAGCUCCUGCAUUCCUUGAGCUCUGCCAUUCACCGCGGAGAAUGGCUCCUGAACUGCAUGUCCGAAAACGAAGCCGUCCGACAUACAUCGACUGAUCUGCUGUUCGAAAUGGUGUAUGAGGUAGGAUGUUUGGUUGCGGAUGUGGCCAAGCAGGAAAGUCGAGCGCGGGGAACCACAAAGCCCUUAGAGGAGUUCUUGCGAAAUUUGAAGAUGGCGAGACCCAAACGCUCGUCCGGUCUAAUCUCGAAGGCACGCUUAUAG